Molecule: messenger RNA, 945 nt
Organism: Toxorhynchites rutilus septentrionalis
Lineage: Eukaryota; Metazoa; Arthropoda; Insecta; Diptera; Culicidae
Product: odorant receptor 4-like
Exons: 6
Coding region: 1-945 (314 amino acids)
Biological process (GO): sensory perception of smell; detection of chemical stimulus involved in sensory perception of smell
Cellular component (GO): plasma membrane
Molecular function (GO): odorant binding; olfactory receptor activity
Source: RefSeq, a predicted model, not a curated record
AUGUUUGUACUGCCAUCUGUUACCGAUGGAAAGUAUCUGUCGGUCAAGUUCGAGACCGAAACCAAAAUGAUGGUGGAGGUGGCCAAUGCGAUUGCUCGUACCGGAUUCACACUAAUCGGAUUGGUGAAGUUAUUGGUGCUAGCGUAUAAUCGAAACCUGCUCGCGGAUACACUACGGGAAAUGCGAAUUAGUUGGAAGAAACAUGUUCAGCCCAAUCGGACGCAUCGAGAUUUUUACGAGAAAUCUCUCGGUUCGGUUGUUAAGCUCACCACGUACGCUACCAUUAUCGAUCUUGUUAUGGUAUCGUUUUUCAAUUUCCUGCCCAUUCUGGAUAUGGCCGUUGACGCCCUACAAUCCGGUCACUGGGCACGCAAAAUGGCGUUCAAGGUGUGGUAUCCAUUUGAUCCCCUUUCGGGAUGGUGGUAUUAUUUGAUUUACACUUCGGAAGUACUUGCCGCUUUCUUUGUAGCAGUUACAAAUUCUGGAUUCAACAGCAUGUUCUGUUUUCUGGCUGUACAUCUAUCGACUCAGAUACGAGUGUUGAGCCGAUCGCUCGAAGCCAUGAUUAGAUCGGAAAAGGAUACUGUUGGAACACCCCGGCUAAUUCUGGCGGAUACCUCAUCCGGCUCUGAAGUCCUUAAAUUUUUCCUCAUUUUCGUUAGUAUUUUACUUGAAAUAUUUCUCCUAUGCUACUAUGGAGACGAAAUUAUGCAAAGUCAGAGCAGAGCCAUCGGAUUGGCCGCCUACGGGAGUCUUUGGUAUGAGGUUGCGGCAGGUGGCGAUGCAACGUUCCGCAAAAGUCUGAUUCCGAUCAUCGUGAGAUCCGAACAUCCGGUGGUUCUGAUGGCUUGGAUGUUCUGGCCAAUUACCAUAAGCACAGUCGGAAUGGUGGGGAUUAAAGAUUUUAAGAACAUCGUGGUCAUACUUUUCGCUCUACGAAAUUGA